AUGAAGCCACUUCCGAUAUCCGGCCUGUUCCAGCGGCUCCUGGGCAGGGAGCACCCGCUGUCUAAAGUCAUGCAACGCGAGAACAGCUACCAACUGUUUGGCCACUGCGUGGGGUCCCAGGUCACGUAUUGCGACUCCCGCUUGUCCGAAGGGAGCAACCGGAACCUGGCCUUGGACAGGCUGGCUCAAACAACAGUGUUCCCUUGCAAGUACCGCACCUUUGGAUGCUCGGCCGCUUUUUUAAUAGCGGCAAAGAAAAAGCACGAGAUGACGUGCGAGCACGGGCCAUCUCGAUGCGUGCUCGGGGGGCAGACGUGCAAGUGGACCGGACCACUAAAACGACUCGUCGACCACAUUCUUCGCUGGCAUGGCUUCGUCCCCAGACUUCAAGGUGAGAACAUUCUAAUCACGGCUACGCGUUUCAACCGCGAGGAGGCCUUCUCCUGGUUCGCCCUGCAGACGUGCUUAGGCCGCGACUUCGUCAUCGUCCUCAAGAAGAGCAGCAACGGAUCUUGUUGCAAGCAUUUCCUCGGCCUCGUUGCACUAGUUGGAUCGAACCGAGAAGCGCGAAAUUUUGUGUACCGCCUGCGGCUUUGUGGAACCAAGCACCGGCUCACGUGGGAGGCCAGCAUGAAAGGAAUCUUCUCACUGGCAGAGCGUAUUGAGAGGGGAGACGGCCUACUAUUCGACUUCACGACAGCCCAGCGCCUCUGCAAUGGCACCAACCUCAUCAUGGACGUCGCCAUCAGCGCCGCACCGUUGUGCGGUGAUAAUGCGCUGUAA
Molecule: messenger RNA, 783 nt
Organism: Rhipicephalus sanguineus (brown dog tick)
Lineage: Eukaryota; Metazoa; Arthropoda; Arachnida; Ixodida; Ixodidae
Product: E3 ubiquitin-protein ligase sina
Exons: 5
Coding region: 1-783 (260 amino acids)
Biological process (GO): proteasome-mediated ubiquitin-dependent protein catabolic process; multicellular organism development
Cellular component (GO): cytoplasm
Molecular function (GO): ubiquitin protein ligase activity; zinc ion binding; ubiquitin conjugating enzyme binding
Source: RefSeq, a predicted model, not a curated record